Molecule: messenger RNA, 1541 nt
Organism: Petromyzon marinus (sea lamprey)
Lineage: Eukaryota; Metazoa; Chordata; Hyperoartia; Petromyzontiformes; Petromyzontidae
Product: transcription elongation factor A protein 1-like
Biological process (GO): DNA-templated transcription; transcription elongation by RNA polymerase II
Cellular component (GO): nucleus
Molecular function (GO): zinc ion binding; nucleic acid binding
Source: RefSeq, a predicted model, not a curated record
CCCCGCCAUCCCUCCCUUCCUUACCUCCCCCCCAACCACCAAGCAGCCAGCAGCAGCAACGCUUCAUCAACAACAACAUCACCACCAACAACAACUACCAACCCACCACGGCCACAGCGUGGUAGAUCGGUGGUUCUUCAAGAAAGCAUCGCCACUGUUGCACGUCGCUUUUCUUCCGCUGGCCGCUUCCUUCCGCCAGUGUCGCGAAGUUGCUCGCCACUGCCGCCCGCGUUGCUUGCGACACGGGCGGCUGCUGCUGCUGCUGCGUGUUGACACGGCGGCGGCACGGGGAGGGCGCGGGAGAGGCGAGGAGGAGGAGGACAUGGGCAGGGGAGAGGAGGACGUGGUGCGCAUCGCCAAGCGCCUGGAGAAGAUGGUGACGAGGAAGAGCACGGAUGGAGCUCUUGAUCUUCUUAAGGAGCUGCAGGCGAUACCCAUGACACUGGGCAUCCUAAAAAUGACGCGAGUGGGAAUGCUCGUGAACUCUCUAAGAAAACUCACGAAGGAUGAGGAGGUGAUUUCUAUUUCCAAGAUCCUCAUAAAGACCUGGAAAAAGUUACUUGGGGUCGAUCAGAUGAAGAGGAGGAGCUCGCAGGAUUCCUCCUCCUCCAGUCCGACCUAUUCCCCGGUGGAAAUGCCUGAGGGCAGUAAUUCUGGGCCCGAAGGCAAACACUGCGAGAGAGGAGGGGGAGGUGACAGGAGGCGUGCGGAGACCAAACCGCCCAGCACGCCCAGCACGCCCAGCACGCCCACCACGCCCACCAGCCCCAGCGCUCCUGGAACCCCGAGGUCGCCCGCGUUUCCAUCGGCGGGCACCUCCAGCGAGGUUGUGCGGGAAAAGUGCCGGGAAAUGCUGGCAGCUGCACUAAAGACCAAUGAUGACUACGUGAAAUAUGCGGCGAACUGCGAGCUGAUUGGGGCACAAAUUGAAGACUCAAUCUUCCAGGAGCUGCCUGCCGUGGAUCAGAAGUACAAGAACCGCGUGCGCAGUCGCAUUUCCAACCUCAAGGACCCCAAAAACCCGAACCUCCGCAUCAGCGUGCUGACCGGGGCUAUUUCUGCGAGCUGCAUGGCCAAAAUGACAGCGGAGGAGAUGGCGAGUGACGAGCUGAGGGAAAAGCGCAAGGCCAUGACGGAGGAGGCCAUCCGUGCGCACCAGAUGGCCAAGACGGGCGGCACGGAGACUGACCUGUUCAGCUGCGGAAAAUGCAGGAAGAAAAGAUGCACCUACACUCAAGUGCAGACCCGAAGCGCAGAUGAGCCCAUGACCACGUUCGUCUUUUGCAACGAGUGCGGGAACCGAUGGAAGUUCUGCUAAAGAAGAUUCAAGCACUUCAGUUUUUAUGAAAAAAUACUUCUAACUUCUCUUGCCUUAAAUGCUUUUAAACAAGACAAAGGAAUGUUUAAAAAUGGUUUAUAUAUUUAAAAAAAUAAUGGCAUAGAUUUUUGUUUUAUAACGUCAGCUUAAUUCUAAUUGACAUGUUAAAUUUCAUUGGAAUUAUUUUAAACCUUAAGUAAAUGAUAAAUAAUGAGCUGGUAAA